Messenger RNA from Penicillium canariense, 2508 nucleotides. RefSeq lists its product as uncharacterized. Gene Ontology annotation, cellular component: anaphase-promoting complex; nuclear periphery. Lineage: Eukaryota; Fungi; Ascomycota; Eurotiomycetes; Eurotiales; Aspergillaceae. Gene Ontology annotation, molecular function: protein binding. The record is from RefSeq and is a predicted model, not a curated record. Gene Ontology annotation, biological process: anaphase-promoting complex-dependent catabolic process; protein K11-linked ubiquitination; positive regulation of mitotic metaphase/anaphase transition. The transcript is spliced from 5 exons. Bases 1 to 2508 code for a protein of 835 amino acids.
AUGACCGACCAGGCUCCGCAACUCACGCCUGUUGGGGAAAAGUCCCUGUUGGCGAAGUGUAAACCCAGCACCGUGGCGUACUGUCCCUCGAUGGACUUGAUCGCCCUAGCCACUGAUGAUGAUGAGCUACAUGUAUUCCGACUCAAUGAGCAACGUGUAUUUGGGGGCUCUUUCGGGGGCGAUCCCUACCUGGGCGAGGAUGAAGAGGAUGGAGAGGUGAGGGCGUUAGCAUGGAAAGGAAAUGGUCGUCUGCUCGCCGUAGCCUGUGGCGACGGGUCUAUCCGUAUCAUCAGCGCGUACAGUGGCAAGACUGUUCACCACUACCCGGCUUAUGAAGGGAAGAGCGAAGAACCCCCCGGCCCUGACCCAAAACCGUCCCCAAAGGUGACCUGCUUGGGCUGGGGCAUCAACUUUACAGACAGCAGAGCCGCGGAGAAGCACCUGCAGGGCUCUGCGGGUCAGAUCUCUGUGGACGACCUCCUGAAACCGGGGAUCCAUCCAUCCCAAGCGGCCGCUAUCCUCAAGGCAGACCUACCGCGAGAGCUAGCGUUGCUGGAUAUUGAAAGCUCCCUGCCCAAGCUGAGCACCCUGCCGGCGACGGGCGCCGAAGAUGACUUGUUCAGCUCGCGGGCUUCCAUUGAUGCUAUUUUCCAUUCGGCAGCGAAGGACAAUAGCGACUCGGUGGAUGUGCUGUUCGUUGGAUUUGAUGAUGGCAGCGUCCACCUCCGGAUAUUUGACUGUUUCGAGAUCGGCUCGUUUCCUGUCGGCGAAUCGGCUGGGCUCGCUGAAUCGUGCCGUAUUCUCCGUCAUGCAUCACAUCCCUUGAGCUCAACGCACGCGUUACUAAUAUCGCCUGCCAAGGGUCAAUGUCGGGCGCCUCACAACCUUGUCACCUUGGAUCUGCGGUUUAUCACGAAAUCCGGGCGAUAUUUGUCUCUGCUUGCGUCAAAGACGACACAGCUUCAGAAUUUGCUGCGGUAUAUUGGCCAAGUGCAGAAGCAGAUUGAACUGGAAUGGAAAAAUGCGCAAGAGUUACCGGCGCGGUUUAUACGAAGUGUCAAUCAGGACCUGCAAGAGCAGUGCCAGUGCGAUUUUGUCACGGCUAUCUACCAUCUCGUUGUCACUGGCCACUGCUUUGAGCCAAUGAAGGAGUUUUUGGUAGAUAUUGUUGGAGAAAGAGGACACAAACGAUGGGAUAAAGCCGUCUCUGGUGGCUACGAAACCAUUCGACGACUAACCCAUGAGUGUCUGCUUCCGGCACUUGAGAGGAGUCAAGUACUUCUUAGUCGACUUGUUGGCCUAUCGAAAUUCCACAAACUCAGCGAUGUCCUCGGCCUAGACACCUCCAAACUCAACGCCAUUGUCGACACGCUCGACUGCCUGCACCUUCUCGCUCACCGCAUCCUCAACCACGCCAACGAAGAGCUAGAUCAAUUCUACGCCUUCUCGCGCUGGCUCCGUCACGAAAUCAUGAUCCUAAAUAGCGAACCUCUCUCUCAAACAUGGGAAGAACUGCUCGAGAAACGAGACCUCUUCGAUGUCCCUCCCACGGUCAAGUACAUCACCGGCGCACUGCGCAAGAGUGUCCUGCGCAACUUCAUCCGCCAACUCCCCAUGAUCGGAGUCCCACAGAUGCCUAUCCCCGCCACGGACAAAUGGCUCCCUGAUGGUCACGAUCGAUCAUUUUAUGAUACCUUCAAAACUUUGCUCAGCCAGCAGAGGCAGGUUUUGGCGGAGGGCGGCGAUGGAACGUCUGUUGAUACGCCAAAACUAAAUGACUUGACAAGGAGGCUGGGGAUACAGUUUGAGAGGGUGUUUGCGGAGAUUGCACUGACGCAGAGGCGGGGCAUUUUGCACCGGUCUCCGAUCACGCUUCAUGAGGAUUGCGAUCAGGAUGUUCUUGAUCUGAAGAUUUGCUAUGAGAACGCGGAAGAGGGGCGGCCUUGCUCUAUCUACGUGGCAACAAGAUCGAUAACUUCAAAGGCAUUAGUUUACAUUUACCGCGUUGUGCUUGACUCGAUCAACGGGGUCAGCUCGACUCGUAGCACGUCUAUUGCAGCUAUCACUCUCGAGAAGGGUGAGGUUCGCCAGCUACAAUUUGUCGAUGAUGACACACUCAUGAUUCUUUACGCCGACGGCGAAUCCGCUUAUCUUCUUAACUUCCCCUUCCAGCCCGCAUCAAUCCAAAACUCGUCAGAAAAAGCAGGGCCCCCUCCGUUGCCAUUGGACUACAUUGGCUGUGGUCCUCAUCCUGAUACACCUGAGCCAGCCGUCCACCCCACCCCACUAGAUAUCCAACCGCCUUAUGAUACAGACAUUGUCAAACAUGCCUUUGCAUCAUCGGGUUCGAAGGCAAAUCCGUUACAGAUUGACGUAAACGGGCGGAAGGGCCGCCGGGCAAUCUGUGUGUUAUAUGGGGACGCCAUGCGGUAUGAUGUAUUCGAUUUGGAUGCGGCUAUGGAAACGGAAGAAUUUGAAGAGGAAGAAGAUGAAGAGAUUGAGGGCUGA